UCUUAAGCUAUCAACACUGCUGGGAGGAAACGUCUGGUCUGCGUCGUUAGUGCGUUUGGCUUUGUUAGAGGAAGGCUGCGCAAGAUUUACAAGAAAUGGACUCAGAAAUCUGCUGGCCGCUCUGAAAUAAUUCAUCACUUCUGUAUUUUUUUCAUUUGGCGUCAGAGGUCUGAGGAGGAACGUGUCUGCUCUCUGAUCAGAGAUGAACUGUAUUUGAACCUGGCUGGCCAAUCACAGUCAUCCUCAAGCCUUACCGCUUCUUUGUGAACACUUCGGUUAUCAGCACCCAUGUACAGCAACGGCUACUCCCAGGUGUCCAAGUCCAGCAUGCAGGCCCACAAAAAGAUGCAGUACCGCUCAAAGGGCAAGAGCUGCGGCUACUACUUGCGCAUUGUCUUCUUCUUCUCUUCGCUCAUUCAGUCCCUCAUCAUUGUUAGCCUCGUGCUCUUUCUGGUCUACGGUAAAUCACAGGACUCAGCGUCCAUGUCGCGUAUCCAGGACCUGGAGGAAAGCUUCAGCCGUCUCUCCAUAGAGAAUGUCGCCCUGCGGCAGCAGAGGAAGAACCUGACCAACUUACUCAACAUCACCGUUACUGAGAAGGCCCGUAAUGACUGGGAUCUGGCCAACCUCCGUUUUGUCUCCAACAUCUCAAAGAUCCUCAUCCAAGAUUUGGACAAGAAGUUGCAACAGUGCUAUAGUGAGUUGUACUUUUGCAAGAGCUCAGGAAGUUACAAUAUCCAGUGCAAAACGCCAUUGUAUCCUCCAGAUACUUGUAACUGUGGGCUGCUGGUGGAGCGCCUGAAAGCCAGGCUUGAGCUGGUGGAGUCCAACUUCACACAGACAGGUCAGAGGAUGAGGAUGGAGAUGGAUCAGAUUACCAAAGAGAGGGACAACAUUAACUUGGAGGUCAUCCGUCUGCGAAGGGACAAAUCCACACAUGAGAAGGAGGUGGACUUCUUUAGGCAAAAAUGCAAAGACGACUUUGCCCUGUCCUUGAAUGGCAUCUCCAACGUCUCCAAGGCUUUCCUAGAGAAGAUUGACUCCCUCUUCCCGGCACACAUCGCCUUCCAGCUCACCUGUCCCAGACAGCGGGAACACCUGGAGCAAAUCCGCACCAAUUGCACCAGCCUGUCCAUAGAGGUGGAGGACAAGUUCCAGCGUUACCUGAAUAACGUGGGAGGACAGGUGUCAAGCAUCCAGUCCGAGAACAGCCGCCUGAAGGCAGAGAACUGGCGACUGUCUGAAGACUACCGCUGGUGCAGCACGAACCGCACAGGCCUGAUCCUGCAGAACAGACAGAACAUGGACAAGCUUCAGCGGAAGAAUGAUGAGGACAAGGAGAGACUCCUGUUGGAUAAGAUGAGGCUGAACGGAGAAAUCGAUGUCCUGAAAAACAGCAUCAAAUAUAAAAGCAGAGAGGUCGAUCAUAUUACAGAGCAAUUCAAGCAGCUCAACAUGUCCUGCAUGGUCAGGACAGGGUUUGGUGGAAUCCCGGGAGGCCCAGCCUCUCGACCAGGCUCACCAUAUCAGUCUGGAUUGGGCUUGUCCGGUGGUGGUGGAUCCAGCUUUUCUGGUUUGGGUCAGCCUAGUAGGGUAGGGUCAGGUGGGUUGGGUUCAAACUUCGGCUCAUAUGGGUCCACCUACAAUAAACCAGGAUCAACUGGGGCAGGUAGCUCCCUUGGGUCAACAUACAGUAAACCAGGAUCAACUGGGGCAGGUUCUUCAAGUUCAUCCCUCUUUUCGUCUGGAUCAAGUAGCUCUAGUGGGUCAGCAUACAAUAAGCCUAGCUCAACUGGUGCAGGCUCCUCAAGCACGUCCCUCUUUUCACUGGGGUCAGGUAGCUCUAGCAAGCCUAGCUCAACUGGGGCAGGUUCUUCAAGCUCGUCCCUCUUUUCAUCUGGGUCCAGUAGCUCCAGUGGGUCAGCAUACAAUAAGCCAGGAUCAACUGGGACGGGCUCUUCAAGCUCAUCAGUCUCGUCGUCUGGGUCAAGUAGUUCUAGUGGGUCAUCAUAUAGUAAGCCAGCUUCAACUGGGGGACUUUUCUCAAGCUAUGGUUCAUCAAGCUCGAGCUCAAGUGGAACAGGUUCAAGUAAGCCAGCAGUGAGUGGGAAAUCACCCUAUGGGACAUCCUUAGGGUCAAGUCCAAGCCUUAGCUCAAGUGGGAUAGGCUCAAAUAAGCCAUCAUCAACUGUGAAAAGCUCCUCCAGCUCUGGAUCAUCCUCUGGGUCGUCUACAUCAACGAGUAAAAGUGGGUCAUCUAGCUCUGGAUAUUCCUGGUUCGGGUUUGGAGGCAGUAAUUCAGGGCAAAGUAAGUCAGGAACUGGGACAGGGAAAGGACCGUCUACUGGGAAUAGUUAUGGUGGAACUGGAUCAUCAGUUGGUGCAGGAAGAACCAGUGGACUGGGAAGUGGCCCAAUCAGUGUUGCUCAGCACCUUAAAGAUCUGCAGCGCCUCAUCAACCCCUCUGGCCCAGAGGAGAAACAAGAUCUCUCCAGAAUGUUGGGUUAGUCCAUUUUAAAGGAGGUAAACCAAAACUCAGAGAUUUAUCUUCAACUGCAUUUACUCCGCACACCUAAAUGCAAGCCUCUCAUAUUGAUUUAACAUAUUUUAUACCUAUAAAUGUACCAAAUAUGAUACACUGUGACAGUAUUAUUCAAUUUGCAUUUAGGAAAGUAAUUUGAAUAUCUUUUGCACUUUAGAAUGUAAAAUGUGAAGUUUUCUGUUAUGAUUUGUAUCUACGCAAUAUGAACAAGCACAUAAUGUAUUUUUAGACUGUAAAUAAAACCUUUGUUUGACCGUAAACACA
Molecule: messenger RNA, 2806 nt
Organism: Plectropomus leopardus (leopard coralgrouper)
Lineage: Eukaryota; Metazoa; Chordata; Actinopteri; Perciformes; Serranidae
Gene: plvapa
Product: plasmalemma vesicle associated protein a
Biological process (GO): positive regulation of cellular extravasation; regulation of vascular permeability
Source: RefSeq, a predicted model, not a curated record